AUGCGUCGUUUAAUGAAUGAAGAUGAAGAUGGUUAUAGAAAAUUAAUUGAUGAAAAAAAAGAUAAACGUUUAGCUUAUUUAUUAUCACAAACAGAUGCAUAUAUAAUAAGUUUAGUUAAUCUUGUAAAAGAACAUCAAAAUGAUUUAAAAAAGAAAAAAAUGGAAAGAAAACAAAUAAAUGUUUCAAAUGAUGAUAAAAGUUAUGUACAUAUUAAAGUUAAAAAUAUAACAACUGGAGAAAUUAAAGAUGGACAAGAUGCACCAUUAGCAUCAGAACUUGAUAGUUGGUUAGAAAAAAAUCCAGGUUGGCAACCUAUACCAAGAGAAAAUAGUGAUGAUGAAGAUGAUGAUACACCACGUGAUAUAGUAACACAUGUAGCUGAAACAACAGUUACUAUUCCUGUACCAACAGCUGAUGAACAAGAAAAAGGUGUUGUUGAAGAUGAAAAAAUUGUUAAAGAAGUUUUAACAAAAGCUAAACAAGCAACUGAAGAUGAUGAAUAUCAUACAGCAUCAUUAGAUUCAUAUUAUGCUGUUGCACAUCGAGUUCGAGAACCUGUUACAAAACAAUCAUUACUUCUUGUUGGUGGACAACUUAAACCAUAUCAAAUACAAGGUCUUGAAUGGCUUGUUUCAUUAUAUAAUAAUAAUCUUAAUGGUAUUCUUGCCGAUGAAAUGGGUCUUGGAAAGACAAUUCAAACAAUUGCACUAAUUACUUAUUUAAUGGAAGUAAAAAAAGUCAAUGGACCUUAUUUAAUUAUUGUACCAUUAUCUACAUUAGCUAAUUGGGUGAAUGAAUUUGAAAAAUGGUCGCCAGGUGUUUCAACAAUAAUCUUUAAAGGUAGUCCACAAAUGCGUAAAACACUUGGUUAUACGUUAAAAAAUGGUAAAUUUAAUGUUCUAUUGACAACUUAUGAAUAUAUCAUCAAAGAUAAAGCAUUAUUAUCAAAAAUCAAAUGGCGUUAUAUGAUUAUCGAUGAAGGUCAUCGAAUGAAAAAUCAUCAUUGUAAAUUAACUCAAGUACUUAAUACAUAUUAUAUUGCUCCACAUCGUUUAUUAUUAACUGGUACACCAUUACAAAAUAAAUUACCUGAAUUAUGGGCAUUAUUAAAUUUUCUUUUACCAUCUAUAUUUAAAUCAUGUACAACAUUUGAACAAUGGUUUAAUGCACCAUUUGCAACAACAUGUGAAAAAGUUGAACUUAAUCCUGAAGAAACAUUACUUAUAAUAAGACGUUUACAUAAAGUUUUACGACCAUUUCUUUUACGUCGUCUUAAAAAAGAAGUUGAAUCACAAUUGCCAGAUAAAAUUGAAUAUGUUAUUAAAUGUGAUAUGUCAGCGUUACAAAGAGUCAUCUACAAUCAUAUGCAAACAAGUGGCAUUCUUCUUACAGAAGAUAAAAAUGGUAAAGGUAGUAAUCCAAAAGCAUUAAUGAAUACAAUAAUGCAAUUACGUAAAAUCUGUAAUCAUCCAUUUAUGUUCAAUGAGUUAGAAGAAAAAAUUGGUGAACAUUUUAAUUAUGCUAAUGGUGUUUGUAAUGGAGCUGAUCUUUAUCGAGCAUCAGGUAAAUUUGAAUUACUCGAUCGUAUAUUACCAAAAUUAAAAGCAACAAAUCAUCGCGUUUUACUUUUCUGUCAAAUGACAUCAUUGAUGACAAUAAUGGAAGAUUAUUUUGCUUAUAAAAAUUUCACUUAUUUACGUCUUGAUGGUCAAACAAAAUCUGAAGAACGCGGAGAUUUAUUAGCAAGAUUUAGUGAAGCUAAUUCAGAUUAUUUCAUUUUCUUAUUAUCAACACGUGCAGGUGGUCUCGGUUUAAACUUACAAAAAGCCGAUACAGUUGUUAUAUUUGAUUCUGAUUGGAAUCCACAUCAAGAUUUACAAGCACAAGAUCGUGCACAUCGUAUAGGACAAGUAAAUGAAGUUCGUGUAUUACGCUUAAUGACAGUAAAUAGUGUUGAAGAAAAAAUCUUAGCAGCUGCUCGUUAUAAAUUAAAUGUUGAUGAAAAAGUUAUUCAAGCUGGAAUGUUUAAUAAUAAAUCAACAGGAAAUGAACGAAGACAAUUUUUACAACAAAUUCUUUUACAAGAAUCCGAAGAAGGUGAUGAAGAAGAAGAUGAAGUUCCAGAUGAUGAAGUUAUUAAUCAAAUGAUUGCACGAACAGAAGAUGAAUAUAAUCUAUUUAAUAGAAUGGAUCGUGAACGAAGACAUGCUGAAGCUAGAAUGCCUAAUCGUAGACCACGACUUCUUGAAAUGUCUGAAUUACCUGCAUGGUUAACAAAAGAUCCAAAAGAAUUAGAAAAAGCUAUACUUGAUCAAGAAACAUUAGAUUUAUUUGGACGUGGUACUCGACAAAGAAAAGAAGUCGAUUAUUCAGAUUCAUUAACCGAUAAAGAAUGGCUUAGGGCUAUUGAAGAUGGAACAUUAGGUACACCUGACCAAGAGAAAAAACGUCGACGUAAACGACGUGUUGCUAAUAAUAUUGAUUUUGAUGAUGAUGAUGAUGGUCAACAUGAUGAAAACGAUAGUAAACAAGGAGAUAAUGAUAUGGAUGUAGUUACACCAAAAACUGGUAGACGUGCUGGAAAACGGAAAUUAAAAGAAACAAAUAAAAAAUAUUCGGAUGAUCCAAUACCAGCUAAAUUAUUUAAACAAAUGACAACAUUAUUAGAUUUUGUGAUUAAAUAUCGAGACAAUGAUGAUAACCGAAUAUUAAGUAAACCAUUUAUGCGUUUGCCAACACAAAAAGAGUUGCCUGAAUAUUAUGAAACAAUUAAAAAUCCAGUUGAUUUUAAUAAAAUUAAGAAAAAACUUGCUGAACAUCGUUAUCGAAAUUUAGAAGAUCUUGAAGCUGAUGUUAUGCUCUUAUGUAAAAAUGCACAAGAAUUUAAUAUGGAAAAUUCAACUAUUUAUGAAGAUUCAAUUAUUCUUCAAUCUGUAUUUACAAAUGCACGUGAACGUAUUGAAAAAGGAGAUAUUCCAAUUAGUUCUAAUUCGGAAGAAGAAUCAGAUGAUGAUGGUAUUAUAAAUAAUUUUAGUUUUAUUUCAAUUAAAAUAAUUUAUUUAAUUAUAGAACCACUGAAAAAACGUGUCAAAAAAGAUACAAAUGUAAAAAAGAAGCCUCAAACUCAAUCACGUACAUCUAGUAAUGGAAAUAAUAAUACAAGUAGUCGUCGUAAAACUCGUGUAAUGAGUGAUGAUGAAGAUAUGAUAAUGGAUGAAACAAAUCAAUCUUAUGGUGGUGUCGAUGAUGAUGAUGAAGGAACUCGUGGUUCUAAUUCACGUCAAAAAUGA
Messenger RNA from Rotaria sp. Silwood2, 3291 nucleotides. Lineage: Eukaryota; Metazoa; Rotifera; Eurotatoria; Philodinida; Philodinidae. The record is from the annotation of a GenBank genome assembly.